Messenger RNA from Mugil cephalus (flathead mullet), 3326 nucleotides. It is a transcript of the gene manba, whose product is annotated as mannosidase, beta A, lysosomal. Gene Ontology annotation, molecular function: beta-mannosidase activity. The transcript is spliced from 17 exons. Gene Ontology annotation, biological process: glycoprotein catabolic process; carbohydrate metabolic process. NCBI's taxonomy places the organism in Eukaryota, Metazoa, Chordata, Actinopteri, Mugiliformes, Mugilidae. The record is from RefSeq and is a predicted model, not a curated record. Bases 102 to 2765 code for a protein of 887 amino acids.
CCCGGAAGAACAUUGUAGGCAGACACAAGGAAAAGAUAAAGAAAGUGAACUUCUGACGAAGGAUUUCUCUGAUUUACCUGAGCUAAAUCAAACCACAGACAAUGAAACUCUCUGUGAAAAGUUGUAUUUGUGUUUCGCUGUGCGUGUUUUCCGGGGUUUUGUCGGCAUUUUCUCCAGAGACGCCUCUAACUCUGAGUCUGGACGGUAAAUGGAGUCUGUCAAACUCCAACGGGUCCGUGUCUCUGUUCGCAGAGAUACCUGGAUGCGUCCAUUCAGCUCUGCAGCAGCAGGGAAUCAUCCAGGAUCCAUAUUUCAGAUUCAACGAUUUGUCUUAUCGAUGGAUUGCACUCGACAACUGGACGUACACGACAACAUUCACUUCGUCUGCCCAGAUGAGGGUCAAACAGAAGGUGCUUCUCAUCUUUGAUGGCGUGGACACUGUGGCGUCGGUGUCUCUGAACGGGAUCGUCGUGGGAAAGACGGACAACAUGUUUCGUAGAUACCACUUUUCGGUGAGAGACUCGCUGAAGGACGGCGUCAACGUGCUGAAAGUUGAUUUGCUGUCUCCGGUUGUUUACGCGUCUGAGCGAAGGAACGCUCACACGUCCUACAGAGUUCCUCCUGAGUGUCCUCCAGAUGUGCAGAAGGGGGAGUGCCACGUCAAUUUCAUCAGGAAAGAGCAGAGCUCGUUCAGUUGGGACUGGGGGCCUUCGUUCCCCACGAUGGGCCUGUGGAAAGGAGUUCGGCUGGAGGCGUUCGAUACCGUGCAUCUGCUCCAGGUUUCCUCCGUUCCACUCUACGAUUCCAGCUGCUCUCAGUGGAGGCUGCAGGUUGAGCUUCUCGUCGACACCGAUCAGAUGUUGAGUUUAGAAGUGGAGCUCUCCGUCCCCGAGCUGGACUCCGAGCAAACCUUCCAGACGGGGCUUCUCCGAGGAAAAAACCAGAACAAGUUCACCUUAUUCAUCAGCACGAGCAGCGAGGUGGAGCUGUGGUGGCCCAGGGGCUACGGUGAACAACCCUACUACAACCUGACUGUCAGAGGAUUUCAUGACGGAUUUUUAAUCCUCGACACCGAAUCUAAGGUCUAUUUCCGCACGGUGGAACUCGUCCAGGAGCCGAUCGUCGGAUCUUCGGGCCUGAGCUUUUAUUUCCGCGUCAACGGGAAACCCAUUUUCCUGAAAGGCUCCAACUGGAUCCCAGCCCACUCCUUCCAGGACCGAGUCACCCCCGCUGUCUUAAGGAACUUGUUGGAGUCGGCGGUGGACGCCAACAUGAACGCCCUCAGGGUCUGGGGGGGCGGAGUCUACGAGCAGGAUUCCUUCUACGACCUCUGUGACGAGAUGGGGAUCAUGGUGUGGCAGGACUUCAUGUUUGCCUGCGCGUUGUAUCCCACCGACGACGACUUCCUGCAGACGGUCAGAGAAGAGGUCGUCCAGCAGGUCCAGCGGCUGAAGUCUCACCCCUCUAUAAUAAUCUGGAGCGGGAACAAUGAAAACGAAGCGGCUCUGGCUACAAACUGGUUCAACAUCCCAACUUCACAGUGGCCGACGUACGACGACGACUACGUGACGCUUUAUGUGGACAACAUAAGGAAGAUUGUGCAGGAGGAGGACGAGAGUCGUCCCUUUCUCGUCUCCAGUCCGACGAACGGAGCCGAGUCGGAGCAGGAGGGAUGGGUGGCAACGAACCCCUACGACCCUCAGUACGGAGACGUUCACUUCUACAGCUACACACACGACUGCUGGGACUGGACGAGCUUCCCGCGCACGCGCUUCGCCUCCGAGUACGGUUUCCAGUCCUGGCCUUCCUUCUCCACCCUGCAGCCGGUUUCCAUCAAAGAAGACUGGAGCUACGACAGUAACUUCACCUCCCACCGUCAGCACCACGAGGGAGGGAACCGGCAGAUGCUGCUGCAGGCUGCUCUGCACUUCAACCUGCCAAACUCGACAGACGCCCUGAAAAGAUUCACAGACACUCUCUACAUCACUCAGGUGAUGCAGGCCCAGUGUGUGAAGGCUCAGACUGAGUUUUAUCGCCGGAGUCGGAGUGAAAUCAUCGGCGGCGAAGGUCACACCAUGGGCGCUCUGUACUGGCAGCUCAACGACAUUUGGCAGGCGCCGUCCUGGUCAUCCAUCGAGUUUGGUGGGAAGUGGAAAAUGCUGCAUUAUUUUGCGCAGAGCUUCUUCGCCGACGUUCUUCCUGUCGGCUUCGAGGACCGCGACACGUUUUUCAUCUACGCUGUCUCAGACCUGAUCAGGGACCUAAAGCUCAGGGCUGUGGUGACCAUCUACUCCUGGGCCGAUCCGGAUCCAGUCUGCACGCACACGUCCGACCAGUUGCUGGUGCCCGGAGGCGCCGCCGUCGCCAUUUUGAAGCAACCUGUCGCCACCAUGUUGGCCGGAUGCGGACGCUGCACCCGCCUCACCUGCCUGCUCACCUUCCACCUGGAGGACCAGAGGGGCCGCCAGCAAGGCCCCACCAACCACCACUUCCUCUGCUCACCCAAAGACGCUCAGGGGCUCCAGAGACCCAACAUCACAGCGAAGGUGCAGGAGGAUCAGGACGACUUCACGGUUACCCUCCACUCGGCCUCCGUGGCUCCGUUUGUUUGGCUCGACGUAGGAAACGUCCCGGGACGAUUCAGCUCCAACGGCUUCCUGAUGGUUUCCAGAAACCAGACGGUCAGCUUCUACGCGUGGCGUCCCACCAGCGUCGCCGAGCUCUCGGCGUCCCUCACCGUCACGUCUCUAAUGGACGUGUACUGACCCGAGAUCAGGAAGUUUCCGUGCUGAGUUCAGAAGUAACGGAUGGGCUGAAACGGUGCAGGGAUUGAUCUCUUAUUAGCAGCUAAAACCCCUUUUUAAUGUGUCCUAAAAGAAUAUUUUUUUUCCAGUACAUUGUGCCAAGAAACUAUUUUUUUAUAUUUUUUCAUAAUGCUAAUUCUGUAAAUUUCUAAUCUAAUUUUAUUUUCUUUCAGGUGUUUAUUUUUAUAUGCAACAAAGUUACGGUGACAAAGUAAUUUCCUAGUCUAAGUCUAAUACUGACUUGUCAUUUUCAGCUUUGGUUUGAGGUCUGUUGUUGCUCUGACUUCUUAGAUUUAUUUAUCCAAAUUAAAAUACGGAUAAUGAACUAAGUAAGUACUCACUCCGUCCACUGAGCUAUGGUUUGUUUGUUAACUGAAAACUACCUUUGCCUGUUUUGCACAUGUACUUGACCUCCUGAAUGUGUUGUUUCACAUGCAGAAUUGUCUAAAGAUUGUUUUUUAUAUUUGUGACAAAUCAAUUUGUACAACUUUAUUUUAAUAAAUAAACAAAACCAAACAAAGU